AUGAUCAGCAGCAAGUCACAAAUCGCACUAGACUUUGCACACUCGUGCAGAGCAUCGUCUCAUGCUCUGUGGUUACGUUCCGAUAAGCUUGUGAAUUCUACGUCGGAUAUCCUUAGAGCUCACGAACAAUACCUGUCAACUUCUCGCCACGGCCUAGCUCGUGCAAAACCACGAAGCCAUAUUAAUACCGCUGAGGACUUUCUCAGGUCGAGUGCAGAGCACUAUCUGCUAGUCCUGGACAAUGCCAACGAUCUCGAUAGCUUCAAUGGUGGCAAUGACAGUAUUAGUUCCAUCCGAAGCCUAGUUCCGACUAACUCGAAGGUGCUUAUAACGACUCGUGAUCCUCGUUUCCUCGGCGGAUUUGCAGGCGCCAGAGAUGGACUCAAAGUUGGGCCCAUGUCUAGCGAUCAGGCGUAUGACUUGUUGACAGGAUCGAUUCCGCCGCAUCUCAUGAUUGAGGACGAUUAUGAUACAAGGGUUGCAGCCAUGGACUUGGUAGCAGAAUUGGGCUGUCUUCCAUUGGCAAUUACGCAGGCCGCUGCCAACAUGCGGGCGCAGCAGAUGGCAAUUCAUGCGUACGCCAAAAUGUAUCGCUCCCGUCAAGCGCGAUUGAGCUUAUUGCAGACUCCUGUGGCACGGUGGAGUGGAAGCAAUGGAGUGCAAAGCAUUCUUACCACUUGGGAGAUGUCAUUCGAAGAUAUUCGUCAGCAAAAUGUUCGGGCAGCGGACUGCUUGAGCUACAUGGCCUUCUUCGAUUGUCGGUCUAUCCCAAAAUCAGCUGUCAAGCUGUUGCCAGGCCUAUACGGCUCUGAUGAUAUUCAGUAUCACGGCAUCCUAGCGCCGCUCCUCCUUCACUCAUUAGUGGAGGAAACAUAUACCUCGCAAGAGGAUUCACAUUUCGAGAUGCAUCCGGUCAUUCACGAGAGGAUCUCGCAAAGACUCUCAGCUGAGGAUUUUCUUCACUACUCUGCUCCUGUUGUGGAGCUACUCGGGCGGCUAUUUUCCUGUGGCCAUGGACUGCGAGAAACUAUCGGAUGGGGCCUUGCACAUAAAUUGUUGCCACAUGCAACCCAUUGUCUGGACGUAACAUCAUACAUCGCGACGAAAUUGGCCGGAACGGCGACUUUGAUGCAAGCAAACUUUCUAGGCAUGGGAGAACAAGAUGCACUCACUACAUGA
Recurvomyces mirabilis is the source of this 1179-nucleotide messenger RNA. RefSeq lists its product as uncharacterized. The record is from RefSeq and is a predicted model, not a curated record. Lineage: Eukaryota; Fungi; Ascomycota; Dothideomycetes; Mycosphaerellales; Teratosphaeriaceae. Bases 1 to 1179 code for a protein of 392 amino acids. Gene Ontology annotation, biological process: defense response to other organism. The transcript is spliced from 2 exons.